Rhododendron vialii is the source of this 1937-nucleotide messenger RNA. RefSeq lists its product as uncharacterized. Lineage: Eukaryota; Viridiplantae; Streptophyta; Magnoliopsida; Ericales; Ericaceae. The record is from RefSeq and is a predicted model, not a curated record. The transcript is spliced from 7 exons. The coding region runs from base 1148 to 1501 and encodes 117 amino acids.
CUGAUGCCAUGGUAUGUCACUUUCCUGCGAUUCUGAAUUUGUCAGUCCUAGGAGAAGUUUCUGGAUUUUGACCAACACUUGCAGAAAGCUGGUUAUUUUGGAGGUUGAGCUAUUGUAGAGUGGGGGUGUUUAGUACUGUUUGAUUUCCGCAUCAUUGCAAAUAGAUCGCUAUUCAAUGUCUCAUCUUGGCUGGAGGGCAAUUUACAUUGAGCAUACUCAAUCUCUUUCUCUUCGUUAGGACAUUAAAAACAAGUGUGAAAUUGGCAUCAUUAACUACUGAGGAAUAAACUUAUGUCUGGUAGGAGCAUUGGUAGCUGCAACAAUCAUGCCCGAUAGUAGCAGAUGUUCUUGUGUUGUAACAGAACAAAUCAGAGUGAUUUAACCCUGAAGUGGAUACAGUCUAAUGCUCCAAUCCGCUUUUGCAAAGUUUUGGACUGCAAAUAGAUGCAGCGCAUUUUGGAUUAAGCAGACAGGGAUUUUCCAGAUAAACAUUAUCGAGGGACAAUUAUCUUGAAAAUGGACAAGUGCAAUUUCAAGAUGACAACUGGCGAAGAAAUUAAUCUUGCAGCUGCUGCCCAAUAGCUGCUUACUCUUCCUAUCAAAGUUGGUGAAUCUAAGGUAUAAUCUUGCAGCUGCUGCCCAAUAGCUGCUUACUCUUCCUAUCAAAGUUGGUGAAUCUAAGGUAUGUAGCAGAGUAGAUUUAUCUAGGUAUACACUUCUCAGUGUAGCAUGCCUGUAUUGACACGCAUGGGACGUGAAGAGAUUUUUUUCAUAUUGCUUCGGAUUUAGAAUGCUUUUCACAUAUGCUGAUCCAACAUUUUGUCUUUUCUGAAUGUAGAUUGACAAAAAGCUUUUGCAGAAGUAUUUUAUGAAGCAUCCUCAUGAAAAUCUUCCAGUCUUUGCUGAUAAGUACGUAAUCUUCAGAAGGGGCUUUGGACUUCAUCAUACAACCGGCUUCUUUUUCAAACAGAAAAUAAAUACAAUCCUUGCAUGUUUAUGGAGAUGCUUUUUGAAGAUGACAGGGCUCUGACGUCUUUUAUAAAGAAAGUCGUAUGCUCAAUCUGGGAAAGAUGCACAGGAACUCGAUGAAAUUAUCACUGACAUAGAGCAAGAUGACCUAUUUGUUGAACGUAUCCAUAUAGAAAACAUGAAACUCAGGCGGGCCAAAUCCAAAAAAGAAUUGGAUAGAGGAAUAUAUGUGAGGCAUUUCAAAAAGAUUCCAAUGGCUGAUAUGGACAUAGUUCUUCCUGAAAAGAAAAAUCUGAGUUUAUCUCCAAUGGAUUGGGUGAAGUUCCUUGUCUCUGCCAUCAUUGGUCUCGUCACUGUUGUUGGCUCUCUUAAUAAGUCUAAACCUAAUAUAAAAGUUCUAGCUCCAAUCCUCUCUGCUGUAAUUGGCUUUUGUGCAAAGGCAUACCUCUCGUUAAGUGUAUUUCUUUCUUCAAUCCCUGGUGCUUUACGAUAUAUAUUUCACUUGGUCAAUAUGCUUACCAGUUUUGAUUAGAAAUUUUACAAAAAUUGGCUGUUUCUUGAUUUUUAAGUCUGCCUUGAAAUGAGUUACGAACAUGCCCAAGUUUUCUCAACUACUUUCAGGUUUCAGCAAAACUUUACUGCAUAGCAGAACUUGAUCAUGCGAUCCAUGUAUGAAAGCCAGCUCGAUAGUGGAAGAGGCACUCUUCUUCACUUGUGUGACGAAGUGAUUCAAUAGGAAGUCCGUAGUCUGUUGCGAUAAAUUUUUGCCUUCUCUGAAACUAAUCUUCUAUGGACACUUAGGUAUACUUUUUCCUCUGAAACUAUGAGAAUUGUAUAGCCGUUCUGGUAGAUGGGUAGGUGUUCAAACCAAGUAGUUACAGUUUUUGACCACUUUGCUAUGUGAGUUCAAGUAAUUGAUGAAAUUCUAAUAAGAUCUUUUACAGCCCCACGCUAAUAACAAGGAAAAA